AUGCAUCCUCUGAGAGAAGACUAUGAUCUCUGGAACUAUCCAUACAAUGAGCUUGGCAUUCCCAAACACUACAGCAGUGACUCCGCCCUCGGCUCGCCAGACAUCAGCAGCGUCAGCGUGUCUGUGACCACCGAUGAUAUAGACGAGCUGCCUGAGUUAGACCGGGAAGGACCAAUAUCAGAAAUAAAUGAAGAAACAGAAAAUGGUAUCCCUGCUAUUCCUCCGGGAGGCAGCCCACCUCCACCACCCCCAGAUGUAGCCCAAAACGACCUGAUGACUCGACUAGGACUGUUGCUUGAGGAACUUUCCAGUAGUGAACAAAUGUCAACUGGUAGUAAGGAAGGAAAUAAAGAAGAAGCAUUUACUAGUAUCUCGUCCCUGACCAGCAGUGAAACCACUCCGGACAAGGGCAUCUCGGACACCAGUCCUAUGUCGACAUUAACUGUUUCCUCUGGCAGUGAACAAGGGCACCAUGGCUACUCCCGUUGCUUUCCCCAUCACCAUCAUCACCAUCACCACCACCAUCCAGUCUACUCAAAUUGUACCCCUGGUUGCCCAACCUCGGACAGUAUGACAUCCUUGAUGAGUUUUAGUACUGGCAAUGGAGCCAGUCCCCUCACCACCAUGCAGAGGCCACACUCUAUAAACACCACCGCCCCAGGACCCAUUGAAGAAUUGCAGUUGUUUGGCAAAAGAAAGUCUUCCCUGCGUCUUGCUUCCACUCGAGGCAGUGUUGGACUACUCCCUGAUGUUCGAUUUGCACCCAUACGACCACCACAAUUGAAAAUGUUCCCUAUCAAGUUUGAAGUUCCUCAUCCUGAAGGAAAACCAUUAUUUACUGGACGAGAAUGGCUGUUUAAAGAUAUUGAAAUGGCUCUAAAUUGUGAGUGGUCAAGCCAGACUCGGGGAGUGGUCCUUCAAGGAGAAGUUGGAAGUGGAAAAACAGCUGUAAUAGAGCAGUUGAUUGACUAUAGCUGUUUUGGAACUAAGACUUAUGGCUCAACUUUACCAAACGGAGAUACACAUCCUGAGCCAAAUGGAAAGGACCGCUCUAGGCAGAAUGGUUACCAGAGCAGUCCUUGUGGAACACUGAGUAGUCUUUCAUCAUCAUCUGUUGCUAGUCACAAUUCCUACCUUAGCGCCUCCAGCGCCAGUCUGAACUACGAUUCUCUCAAGAGUCUGGGGUGCCAAGUGGUGGCUUACCAUAUCUGCCAGGCCGAUAACAAUGUCACGUGCAUGCUGCCUGACUUUGUGCACAGCAUCGCUGCCAGCCUUGCUCGAGCCCCGCAACUGGAAGCCUACCGUGAACUGCUGCUUGCUGACCCAAACCUUUUCAACAUUCUUGCCAUGAAGGAAUGCAUUCAGAACCCUUACCAAUCUUUUGUGAAAGGAAUCCUGGAACCACUGAAGCAGCUUAAGGCCAAUGGAAAGAUAACAUCUGAUAGUUGUAUAAUAUUGAUUGACUCUUUGAAUGAAGCUGAGUUCCAUCGUCCUGAUUAUGGUGACACCAUUGGCUCAUUCCUUUUACACUAUAUCCACCGAUUCCCCACUUGGCUGAAGGUGAUCACCACAGUGCAAACAAACUAUGCUGAUAUCACUCGGAUGCUGCCCUUCUGCACAAUUAGCAUUGACACAUGUGAUGCUACCCAAAGAGAUUUGCAUGAGUACAUCACAUACCGAAUCAACUCCAACAUAGAACUGCAAAACAACAUUGCUCCAGAUGAAACUGGAACUCAGAAUAAGUUCUGCAACCACUUGCAGUUGCUCAGCAAAGGCAGCUUUUUGGAAUGGCUAAUAAAGAGAGAUGAGAAUGAACACAGAAAAUUCCUUUGUGAAUUGCGGUAUGGUCAUAGUCUGAUGGCCUUCCGCUUGUCACGAGUAUGUUCCAGUGUGGAUCCUGAAAAAACCCUGGAACUUGGCCACCACAUCCUGAAAGCCAAUAUCUACAAAAACUUGUGUCGACAGUCCCAGUUUUCAUCGCGAGUAUUUCUUGCCUAUUGGAUGUGCCUUUGCUCGGACAAUCUCAAUGCUGCUUUGGUUUCCCAACGUAAUCUCUUCUCUCCAAAUGUUAAGGUGAGCCGUCUCAUCAUGUUGGCUGGAGCAAACCCCAAUACAAGGAGCAAUUUCCUGAACCAAGCUCCAGUGUUGUGUGUGAGUGCACGAGAAGGUUUCAUCGAAAUGGUCUCAUCACUGCUCGAGUUUAAUGCCUCUGUUGAUGCCACCUGUGAAGAUGGUAUGACAGCACUCUGCCAUGCAGCUGCCAAUGGACACCUUGAUAUUAUUAAAUUAUUGUGUUCCAAAAAAGCCAAUUUAAGUCACACAGACAAGUGUGGUCAGUGCCCAGCAGUCCAUGCAGCCAUGCACGGCCAUUUAGAUUCAUUGGCUUUCCUGUUGCAAUGUGAUUGGUCAAGUGCUUCUAGUCAACAACAGAAGAUUGAAGCAAUGCAGCAGGCAUUUGUAGCUGCAGCAGCAAUGGGACACAAACAUAUCUGUGAUUAUCUGGUGGUUCAUGCAGCUGGACGAAGUAAUGAAGCUUUCAGUAUUGACGCCGUUGAUACUUUGAUUGGUGAGACUGCAUUAACUGCUUCCUGCCUCCAUGGUCGGAAAGAAGUUGUCCAGUAUCUAAUUAAGCAAGGGGCAAAUGUCCAUUUGGCUAACACCAAGUCCUACAGCCCCCUGCUGUGUGCAGUAAAAGGCAACAAAUGGGAUGUGGCCGAAAUAUUAUUUCAAGCCGGAGCUUCCAUAGAACAGCCAGACAAAAACGGACACACUCCACUCAUGAUUGCUGCCUCUGAAGGCCAUGUUGCUAUUCUCGAAAUGCUUCUUUCUGCUGAGGCAAGCCAAACUGAAGUGGAUACUGAAGGAAUGACAGCAUUGUGUUUGGCCUGCCUGCAUGGCCAUCUGCAAAUAGUACAAAUACUUCUUAGUCAUGGUUCUGAUUUACACCAUGUUGACAAGAGUGGGCAGACUCCCUUGCACCUAGCUGCAUUCUAUGGAGAGCCCCAAAUUGUGCAGUACUUGAUUGACCAAGGAGCAAACAUUGAACAAGUAGAUAGCAAUAGCAUGCGGCCCCUGGAUAGAGCCAUUGCUUGCAAGAAUGUUGAUGUGAUAAUGUGUUUUUUGAAGAAAGGAGCCAAAUUAAGUCCUGCUACCUGGAAUAUGGCAUCGGGUAAGCCAACAGUUUUGCUUGUGCUACUGAAGAAACUUAUGGAAGAUGGAAACAUUCUUUACAAAAGGAAUCGCAUCAAAGAAGCAGCUCAGCGCUUUAAUUAUGCUCUCAAGAAAUUCCCCAAAGAUGGUUUUGGUGAUGAUGCCCGUACUUUCCGUGAUUUGCGAGUUAAUCUUUUACUCAGUCUCUCAAAAUGUAAAAGGAAACUGCAAGAUUAUACUACUGCAAUAGAUCUGGCUACCAAAGUUCUUGAAAUUCGUCCGAAAUCAUUUGAAGGAUUUUAUGCUCGUGCACGGGCACGCCGAGACAACAAACAAUUUGAGAGUGCUCUUGAGGAUUUAAAACAGGCCGUGUUCCUUGUACCAAACAACGCUGAUCUCCAGCGUCUGUUGUUACGUUUACGGAGUGAGUGUUUAGAACUUGCCAGCAUGCACAAUGCCAACCCUGAUGAAAACCUUGAAGCUGCUGCCUUUGGAGAAACCUCCAGAGUUCCUGCAAAUUCUGAUAAUAUGACAUCCUCUCCUUCCAACACCUCUGCUGCUGUUUCCUCAUCACCUGUAGCUGUUGACUUUUCCAAUGCUGAAAUACUUGAAGUGGAUGAAGAAGAAGAGAAUUCAACUUCCUCCCUCUUUGCUUUCAGGGAAGAGACGGCUCUUUGA
Molecule: messenger RNA, 3828 nt
Organism: Acanthosepion pharaonis
Lineage: Eukaryota; Metazoa; Mollusca; Cephalopoda; Sepiida; Sepiidae
Source: the annotation of a GenBank genome assembly